Molecule: messenger RNA, 1070 nt
Organism: Oryza brachyantha (malo sina)
Lineage: Eukaryota; Viridiplantae; Streptophyta; Magnoliopsida; Poales; Poaceae
Product: membrane steroid-binding protein 1-like
Exons: 2
Coding region: 213-812 (199 amino acids)
Cellular component (GO): membrane; endomembrane system
Source: RefSeq, a predicted model, not a curated record
CCGGACGCGGUGCCCGCCCGUCUGCCGUGUUGUUGUGUUGUGGGCGCGCGCGGUUGGCCGCCUCAUGCGUCGCCACGCCUACCUUCCCCCAAUUUCCCUCUCCGUUAGGCCGCCGUGUUCGUCGCGUCGGCUACCUACCCCCCGAACCCGAACUCAGGCAAGCCAAGCUCAUCUCCUCCUCGCUCGCUCCUCGCCCCUCGCCCCAACCCCUAAUGGCGGCGCAGGGGAUCGUGGAGUCGGUGCAGGCCUACACGGGCCUCUCCCCGGCGGCGGCCGUCACCAUCCUGGCCCUCAUGCUCGCCACCUACCUCCUCGUGUCCUCCCUCUUCGUCGCCCCCGACGCCGCCCCCCCGGCGCCGGCAGCGCCCCGCGAUCCACCGCCUAAGCAGCGGAAGGAGGAGCAACAGAAGCAGCAGGAGGAGGCGGGGGAGGAGCCGGGGGCGUUCGUGCCUUAUCCGGACCCCGUGCAGGUGGGCGAGAUCACGCUCGAGCAGCUCGCGGCCUACGACGGCAAGGACCCCGCUAAGCCGAUCCUCAUCGCCAUCCGCGGCCAGGUCUACGACGUCUCGCGCGGGAGGCUCUUUUAUGGUCCUCAAGGACCAUAUUCCUUGUUUGCCGGGAGGGAUGCAACUCGGGCCCUUGCAUUGAUGUCGUUUGACCCUAUUGACCUCACUGGAGAUUUGGAAGGCCUUGGUCCAGACGAGCUAGAGGUCUUGCAAGAUUGGGAAGAUAAAUUUAAAGAGCGGUACCCUACGGUGGGUCACCUUGCUUCAGAAAAUGCAACAGAUGGUAACCACAGUGGCGCAGCUUGAUCACGAGGAAGGAAUGCCUGACUCCACCGGUUUGUCAGUUUCUCCAUUUUUUACUGGAUUGCAAGCGGGUAGAUCUGAUCAUCUGAUGCUCUGAUAGGUUCUGUUGCCUGUGUGCGGUGUGUCGUGCGUGACUAAUGUACCAGCCUUCCCCGUCUGCUUUAUUUUGGUGUGCGGUGGAUGAGGAAAUUUUGACUAAAAACUUGAACUGUGACUGUUGAUUGCUCACAUGAUGUGUGUAUAUAUAUGCUUUCAGAUUUA